Messenger RNA from Hyaloscypha bicolor E, 1665 nucleotides. RefSeq names its product outer arm dynein light chain 1. Gene Ontology annotation, molecular function: protein binding; ATP binding; protein kinase activity. The transcript has 2 exons. Gene Ontology annotation, biological process: protein phosphorylation. Bases 179 to 1519 code for a protein of 446 amino acids. The record is from RefSeq and is a predicted model, not a curated record. NCBI's taxonomy places the organism in Eukaryota, Fungi, Ascomycota, Leotiomycetes, Helotiales, Hyaloscyphaceae.
CUCAACACUCGUUCAAAUCCGACCCCUCUCCCUUUCCCAUGAGAUCUGUGACCAUAUUUAUCACCAUGAUACUCCCUUAGGCCUCAAUGGCUUCCCAAUUUCGUAUAUCUCGACACACAAGACUAACAUCAAGCCCUCACUUGGGCUACAGUAAGCGGACUUUUCCGUCUUUCCCCAGAUGGCAAACCAGCAAACCCUUGAAGGGCUAAGGUCCGGCCAAUACAAAGGCCUCAAACGUGUCAAGAUAUCAAGUGGGGUCUCCAAGUUCCCUCGAGAAAUCCUUGACCUCUUUAAUACCCUCGAGAUCCUCGACCUAUCUGGCAAUCCGCUCUCAACACUUCCUAAAGAUAUCAGCCGUCUUCACAAGCUCAAGGUUGCUUUUUUCUCAGACUGCAAGUUCACAGUUUUUCCAAAAGAACUCGCACAAUGCCGUUCUCUCGAGAUGAUUGCCUUCAAAAGCAACGCCAUGAGCACCAUUCCCGAGGGAUCAUUCCCACGAAAGCUUCGCUGGCUCAUUCUAACGAAUAACCAAAUCUCAUCCCUUCCAGCCAGCAUUGGGCAAUGCCAUCGUCUCCAGAAAUGCAUGCUCGCUGGGAACCGCCUCACGUCUUUACCUUCUGAGAUGGCGCAUUGCAGAAAGCUCGGCCUCCUUAGACUCUCAGCAAACAAACUGACCUCAAUCCCUCUCUGGCUCUUCUCCCUCCCAGAACUCUCCUUCCUCUCAUUUGCCGGGAACCCCUGCGCUCCAUCCUUCGAAGACAAUCCAGUCCUCGACAACAUCUCAUGGUCAUCUCUGUCAGUCCACCACCUCCUCGGUGAAGGCGCCUCGGGGAUAAUCUCUCAAGGAACCUGGUUCACUCUCACCUCAUCCAAUCCAAAAGCCGUAGCAAUCAAGCUCUUCAAAGGCGAAGUGACAUCGGACGGCUCGCCCAUCGACGAAAUGAACGCGUGCAUCACUGCAGGCCGCCAUUCCAACCUCAUCGACCCAAUCGGCAAGAUCCACGACCAUCCAGAGAAACGAGGUCUAGUGCUCGAGCUCAUCCCGCCUCAUUACAAGAAUCUAGGUCUCCCACCAACGCUGGAGAGUUGCACGAGAGAUGCGUUUCAUCCUCAGACCGUAUUCUCCGUUGAGAAAUGCAAGAAUAUUUUACUCGGCAUUGCGGCCGCGGCUACGCAUCUUCAUGAGAGGGGAAUCGCGCAUGGGGAUUUGUAUGCGCAUAAUAUCCUCAUCGACGAUAAAGGCCAUGCUCUACUUGGAGACUUCGGCGCAGCGACCAUCUAUGGGAAGGAGCAUGUGAUGGGAGAUAGGCUCGAAAGAAUGGAGGUCUUUGCGUUCGGGCAUCUUAUUGAGGAUCUUUUGGGGCUGGUGGAGAGGAGGGUUGUUGAGGAUAGUGUGAUGGGUGAGAAAGAUGCGUAUGUGGUUGAGGGAUUGAACUUGUUGCAUUGGAGGUGUACGGAUCCGGUUGUGGGGGAGAGACCGUUGUUUAAGGACGUUUAUGAGGAGUUGGCUGGGCUUUGAUAGAUGGGGAACUGGAUUGGCGCCAUAGAGCGGGUUGCAUUGGGUUUUGCGAGAUUAAUUAUUAGAUUUCAUUGAUAUUGCGUAGAUAGAUAGAAUGCAAUAGAUUUCGUCUUUUCAGGUUCGAUUUUGAUAUCGUUAUACUGGGC